CUGAACUCCGAGAAGUCCUCUCCACUGUCGUCUCCGCCCCGCCGGCGAUUAAGAAGAUCAACAAUGGCACAGGGCGAGCCCGCUCUGUCGGAUUCUGUAUUAGAUCCAUCUCUCUCCAGAAACGCAUCCUUUAGCCGCCUCAACGCCCAGGCCCCGGAGUUCGUUCCCAAUCGGAGUCCCACCGCCGCAUCCCCACCUCCUCUGCCACUCUACUCUCCGCCUCUCACUCCCACGCCUUUCCAUGUUCCGAUCCAGGUCGUCCCUCCUCCGCCUCCUCACGUGCUGCCGGUCCAUCACCGUCACCACUUGCCGGUUCAGUACCAUCAUCAUCAGUAUUACGCUCCCGGAUUUGCCGGAGACCAAGAGCAGCCGCCGCCGGAUGAUCAAUUUCCGGUGGAUCAUGCCACCUCCUCCUCCACCACCCCCUCAAAGUCUCACAGCAAGCUUUCUGAUGAAGCUACUUCCAAGAUUUUGAAUCAGGUGGAGUAUUAUUUCAGCGAUCUCAACUUAGCUACUACUGAUCAUCUUAUGAGGUUCAUAAAUAAAGACCCUGAAGGAUUUGUGCCAAUAUCUGUUGUUGCGUCUUUCAAGAAGAUAAAGGCCCUCGUAAAUAGUCAUUCCCAGCUUGCAACUGUUUUGCAGAAUUCCUCAAAACUUGUAGUGCAUGAAGAUGGGAAGAAGGUCAGACGUCAGCAUCCCCUUACACAGUCAGAUAUGGAAGAGUUGCAAUCUCGCAUUAUUGUUGCUGAAAAUUUGCCCGAGGAUCAUUGCCACCAAAACCUCAUGAAGAUUUUCUCUGCUGCUGGGAGUGUAAAGACGAUUCGUACCUGUCAGCCACAAAGCUCAAAUAACAAUUCUGCCUCAGCAUCCAGAUCAGCAAAAGCAGAUGGCAUGCAUUUUAGUAACAAGUUGCAUGCAUUUGUGGAAUACGAAUCCCCUGAGGUGGCGGAGAAAGCUGUGGUUGAACUUAAUGAUGAGGGGAAUUGGAGGAGUGGACUUAGAGUCCGGUUAAUGCUUAAACGAAUGUCAAAACCUGGUCAAGUGCGUGGGAAAAAGGGGCAGGAUGGGGAAGUGCAAUUAGCGGAAGAGGAUGCUUCUAUGCCUGAACAAAUAUAUUACGCCAAUGAGAAACAAUCAGACGAUUAUUCCCGGCAAUUUGAUGCUCAUUCACAUGAACAAGGUGAGGAACAUAGCAAUGAUAAGGAGAGCGGACAAAGAAAAGCACGUAAUCGACAAGGAGGACGCGGCAAAGGGCGUGGGCGGGGUCAGUACCACCACAAUAAUCGAAAUCAUGUUGGAACUCCUCACAACAGUACGAUUGGUAGCAGUGAGCAGUCUGGUAUAGGUGUAGGUGUAGUGAAACAGCCUCCAGGACCUCGUAUGCCGGAUGGCACAAGAGGAUUUGCAUUGGGUCGGGGGAGGCCAGUUUCUGUUAAUAUUGCACAAUGAGUGCUCACUUCAGAGAAGUUUUCUUGUUUUUUUUUUUUUUUACUUUUCUGUAUCGGUGGCUGCAAGUACAUGCUGGGGGGAUUCUCGCUUGUUUGAUGGCAACAAGGGCUGUCAAUCCAACAUAGUUUAAGGGUCACUUGUGUUAACUUGAAUUAUUUUUCUCAGUGGUUUGUAUUGAGGUAAAGAUGAUGCAGGACCUUUCUAUCUUUCAUUGUAGGUAAAAAAAAAAAGAAAGUGAGGAACCAUAACUACCUAUAG
Messenger RNA from Argentina anserina (silverweed cinquefoil), 1707 nucleotides. Its product is annotated as la-related protein 6B. Gene Ontology annotation, molecular function: mRNA binding. Gene Ontology annotation, cellular component: nucleus. The transcript has 10 exons. Bases 64 to 1449 code for a protein of 461 amino acids. NCBI's taxonomy places the organism in Eukaryota, Viridiplantae, Streptophyta, Magnoliopsida, Rosales, Rosaceae. The record is from RefSeq and is a predicted model, not a curated record. Gene Ontology annotation, biological process: RNA processing.